Messenger RNA from Rubroshorea leprosula, 1744 nucleotides. The record is from the annotation of a GenBank genome assembly. Lineage: Eukaryota; Viridiplantae; Streptophyta; Magnoliopsida; Malvales; Dipterocarpaceae.
GACGAUUUUGAAGACGAGAUAUACGGCGCCUGGCUUCUGGCUCGCCGGAUUGCGGCUGUUCGAGGUCGCUGAAGGGCUUUUCUCUGAACCGUCGGAGAAGGGCCAUAUGAAGAAUUGCAUUUCUCAGGCUAAGGAACAUUUGCAUGAGAUUGAUAGUCCUGCCCCAGCUCAAGAGCCUGCACAAAAUAGAGGAUAUCUUUUUGAGGGGCAUCUAACUGUGGAUCCUGAGCCACCGCAGCUUCAGUGGCUGGUGCAGGCAAACUUGUUGAAUGCAGUUGUUUCUGCUUUUCAUGCUGAGUCUUCUAGUCCUGUGGACAACAUUAACACUGAUGAGAAUGCUUCCCAUGUACUUGAAGAGCUCAUUUCCCACCUUGACUCUGUCAUUCCUGAGAUAUUGGAGAAUGAGUCUGCAGGCCCAAGAGUCCCACCUGCCAGUAAAGAAGUAGUUGCAAAGCUUCCAAUUAUCACUCUCACAGAAGAAAUCCUGGCCAAGGUUGGACCAGAUGCUGAGUGUUCAAUUUGCAAGGAGAACUUGGUUGUGGGUGAUCAGAUGCAAGAGUUGCCUUGCAAGGAUACAUUCCACCCUCCCUGUCUAAAGCCAUGGCUGGAUGAGCACAACUCCUGUCCAAUUUGUCUACAUGAGCUACAAACUGAUGAUCAUGCAUAUGAGAGCUGGAAGGAGAGGGAGAAGGAGGCUGAAGAAGAUAGGAAAGGCGCUGCAAAUGCUGUACGAGGUGGUGAAUACAUGUAUGUUUAGAUGACUGCUUUUGUGGGAUUGGUGUAGAAUCAUGUUUUACUAUUUUAUUCAUAGUUGUGACCAUGCCAAGCCAUAAAGCAAAUCGAUCUACCAUUUUUAUAGUUUCCUGUGGUUGGUUUUAGCACAUUUUGAUUAUCCAAUGCUCAGCUGCACUUGCAACUUACUUGGAAGUGAAGGUUUAAUGGGUUCCUUUAAGUUCCAAUUUCGGUGUGGUAUGGUCAACCCAAUGCCUUAGUACUGAGGGUAUCUUUAACAUCCUGGUUGGAAGUCCAUGAAGUCCAACCAGGAUACAAACAGAAGGAUGUGGCCCAAACAAGAAAAGGGGGGAAGCCCCUACAAAUUUUGCUCAUUGUAGCAAUUUUGCUCUAUUGAAAAUUGAGAUGUUGCCCAGAAGGUAUAUAAGAUCUCAAAGACAAUUGAUGGGCUUUUCUUUUUGGGUUUUAUUGUUUCUUUUUCUUGCUUGCAGUAGAUAGAAAAAGAGCAUGACAUUAGUUCAGAGAAAACUCUGGAACAAAAAUUACCACCUUGUUGAAAUGAUUCUUAAAGGAGGGGAAAAUUUCAUGACUCUAAAUUGCAAUGUGAAUGGAUAUAUGCUGCUGCGGUGUGCGGUAUGUUGGCUCAGGCAGUUAGGCCUCCUCCGCCUUCACUUUCUCGAUGAAGUCGGCAGCAUCUUGAACAGUGGCAAUGUGCUCAGCUCCACCUUCUCCAAUGGAUACCCCAAACUGCUCUUCCAAAGCCAUCAUUAUCUCUACCUGAUGAUAUUUUGCUGAUGCAAGGUCAACUUCUACUCUUUCCAAAUUUAAACAGAAUGAAACAAAAUCUGUUGGGAUAAUCCAAACCUUAUGAUAUUUGUCCUGGUGAUAAUGAGACCUACCGUGUGAAGAGAGUCGCCACCCAUGUCAGCAAACUUGGUUUCAGGAGUGACUGAGCUCACUUCAAUUGACAAUUGCUUUGCAAUGGUACUUUGGACGAUUUGCAGGGUCUCAG